AUGGCUCUUGAACCCGACAGUCAUGGACGUGCCGGCGUCGAAACUGAGAAAGAGCUGGCACCGGAACCCACGCCUACCGAUGAGGCUAUGCCCACCGAUGAAGGCGUGUCUACCGAUGAGCCCCAAUAUCCCGUCCAUCCGAUUCCUCAGCUCCAGGCCCCUUUCGAGGAAUCCAUUAUUGAAACGAACGAGGUACCUCCCGAGGACCGAGUCGUGAGCAUCGAUGUUCAAUCGCGCCGUCGAGAUUUACUCGAGAACGACGAAUAUGAGCGGCUGUGCGGCCGGAAAUGGCGUCAACGAGACACCGAAAGAUACCAUCCGUUUUGGAAGCUGGUCUCGCAGAUGGUCUUCGGAGUCCAUCUUCUGGCCAAGCGCAUCGCGAUAUCAGAAGUCGAGGUCAUGAAGAUCCUCCAGACUCACGUCGACGAACUAGACGGAUUUCUGCAAAGAACGACGGAAGACUUUUUGAUUAUCCGACUGGAUGUUCGCACCAGAAUUCACUAUCUCAGUUUACCGCUGCAGAAUCUGGCCAUGUUUGACGAAAUGCUGGAGGAUCGGAACUUCCGAUUGGCCAUCGUGGCCUAUAAUGACCAGAUUGAACAUGCCAUCAAGCGAUUCACCAUGGCCAUUACUGAUUCCCUCAAGGAUGCCCGGAAGGGCAAAGAAGCGAUGGGUGCUCUAUGGCACUACCUCCGGCAGCGCGCUGAUGAAGGCUGUUUCGAGUCGGAGAGUCUCACGGCAUUCUACCAAGCCAUGACCGAGAACAUGGAGGGCUGGGUCGUCGCGUUGGCAAAGCUGCGUCGGCGUGGCGCUGGGCUCCAAAAGGCACUGGGCCAACUGGGCCUGGCGGUCACAGAGAUGCAACGACGGGUGGGUGUGGCGAGUCGGAAAGACCUGCGGUCCUUCAUGAAGAUGGCCAACAGAAGCGCGGGCCGGAACUCGGUCAGGCAAAGGCUGUUUACCAAAGGACUGUCCACCCCAGCCUCCCGUCCCAAGUCUGACAAACCACUGCCACGCGAUCCAUUGUCAAAAUCUUCGAAGUCGCCAAAGCCAUCGAAGCCGGCAAACAACCCAACAGCCUCUAAACAAUUGAGUAAUGAACCAGCCACCAAGCAAAGUGGCCCCGAUCCUAAUAAUGCCAAGGUCACUAGCGACAUGACCAGACCAAAGAUUCUUAGUCGAGCCAAAUCUUGCAGUGCUCUCGUGGGAGAACCCGGCGCCGGCGCCGCGGUCUCGAAUAUGCGAAUUCCAGGGAGGCUGACUCGAAAGCUGUCCAAAACUUUUCUCCUGUCAAGGCAAUCCCUCAGUGAUUUGGCGCAGAGUCGGCCUGCGACGGCCCCACCCAGGUCACUUCGACCAUCGCGCAGUAUUUCGUUUGAGCACCUCAGAGCCUUUGCGACAGGACGGCCUCGAUCCCAGCACUCCACGGCGAAGCCGCCUACGCGACAAGCCGACCAGCAGCAACCCGAUCAUCGGGAGACCAUGAAAUCCCAAAUCUCGCAUUUUCUCAAGAGGGAUCGCGUGGUCGAGGCUUGGGAUAACAUGGCUAAGAAGCCGGGGUGUUGCGGCGGCAGGUUUGCCAGGUCGAGAGAUUGGCCCUGCAGCAUAUUCCGGACCAAGCCAUCAAAUGACCCGCAAGCCCAUGCUGCCAAAGGCAAAGAGCCCAAUCUCUCGGGGCCAGAGAUGGAAAAACAGAUGUCAUGGGCGCCAGGUGCGCCAGACGCCCUGAAUACGUAUUCGAUUAAAGACAAACGGGAAGUCUCUCCGCGGAUACAUGUUCUAUCGGUGCAAACAGGCUUGGAUGAAAAUUCCGGAGCUCGUCGCGAGCGAGAUGGCCACGAUGCAGACAAUGAUGCCAGCUCGGCGAUUACCGCCUUACCAUCGCUGGCGCCUCGCUCGCCUCUUUCGGUCCCCUCGAUUCCUUCUGAACAACCUCGCAGCGUCAGUGCCCAGGCCUGA
Molecule: messenger RNA, 1959 nt
Organism: Penicillium alfredii
Lineage: Eukaryota; Fungi; Ascomycota; Eurotiomycetes; Eurotiales; Aspergillaceae
Exons: 4
Coding region: 1-1959 (652 amino acids)
Source: RefSeq, a predicted model, not a curated record